GACCAAGAUUCCGCCUGCCUCAACUGAAGCCAAGGAUUUAAAUAGCUUUGCCUUUGGUUCACAGCCAGCGAAUAAGCCGCAACAGCAGCUUCUGUCCAACAAGGCACUCGAGGCUCAGCGGCUCAAUGAGAACGUCGUGACUUCCAUGAAACAGUUGGUGCUGCCAAUAGCCCAUAAAACAGUGGAGAGACUGACCAGAAUUCCGCCUGUCACAACUGAAGCCAAGGAUUUAAAUAGCCUUGCCUUGGGUCCACAGCCAGCGAGCAGGCAGCAAUUGCCGUUAACCAAGUUUGAAGCGCAGCUUCCCAAGGAUAAUACAUUGCAGCCAUUUGUGAAAGUAGAGCUGCUGCCCAGGAUUACGCCAGCCACAACCGGAUUCAAGGAUAUUAAAAACUUUUCAGUUGGAAUUUUGCCCUCUAGCAAGCAGCAGCUGCCCUUAGCUAAUGCUAAACAAGGCUUAGUCAAGGCUCCAGGCCUCAGUGGCAUUGGGUUAAGCAGCUUAGCACUGCCUGGCAUCGGGAAACAACAGUUGAAGGAUAAUAUUUUGACACCCACACCGCUACUUCCUAAUCGCGUUUCAGUUGCAGCAGCGCCCAGUCCAGUCCAACUCCCAAUAUUGGCGUCAACUUCUGAUUCUUUGUUAAACACACAGAAAAUAACAACACCAGCACAAAAAACACACACCGUUGCACACACACAGCCACUGAGUGUUAAGCCAGCUCAGCAACCAAUCAGUAUAGUUGGCAAUGCGGCAGCACGACCAGCCGUGACAGCAACCCAGCAGCAACAACAACCAACGAGCAAAGGGACACUAACAGGUGGACAGCCAAAGCAGCGACCAGUACCAGUUAGCAGCAGCUCCGCCAAUUUAAAGCCUAACUUAGGUGCAACUCUGUCGCAACCGGCUACAGGCAACUCAGCCAACUUCAAGCCAGCCUUAGGUGGAACUCAGACUCAGCAGAGACCGCAACCGUCAGGAGGCAGUUCAGCAAGUUUCACACCAACAAGUGCAGCUCAACCAGCCGUGACAGGAACCAAUCAAAUACAACCACCUAGCAGCGGCGCGGCAACUUAUACGCCAACGAACACCGCACCGCAGUCAACAACCAACAAAGCAUCAAAGUCAACAACCAGUACAGGAGCGACUGGCAGUGCAGAUCUAACCGGCGACUUGUACAAAUUCAAAUACCUACUAGACUACAAUGGACACGAGGAGACUGGUAGCCGGAAUGGCGAUAAGGUGGGCAACUACUUUGCCAUCGGCGACGAUGCUGUGGAGCGCAUAGUCGAGUAUAUUGCGAACGAGUUCGGUUUCCAGCCGCACAUAAGCUGGCGCAAACUGGAGGGAAAAGAGGCAGCACUGCCUGCCGACAACUCCCUGAAGCACUACGAGUUCAAGUGGUUCAACAAGGACACCGAGUGAAACAAUAACUAUGCCAAUUAGUAACAGUUUACAUGUAAAUAAAGUAAAA
This is a messenger RNA of Drosophila navojoa, 1472 nucleotides long. RefSeq names its product lethal (3) malignant blood neoplasm (gene l(3)mbn). Gene Ontology annotation, molecular function: structural constituent of chitin-based larval cuticle. NCBI's taxonomy places the organism in Eukaryota, Metazoa, Arthropoda, Insecta, Diptera, Drosophilidae. The record is from RefSeq and is a predicted model, not a curated record. Gene Ontology annotation, cellular component: chitin-based extracellular matrix.